ACGGAAGUAGCGCCGGCCCGGGCGGAAGCAGGAAGCGGGUGCGAGGCCACGCCCGUGGCGGUGCUGUUUGUGGCGCGGCGGAGGCGGGGGUGGCCGGGCUGCGGCGAUGGCGGAGAAGUUUGACCACCUGGAGGAGCACCUGGAGAAGUUCGUGGAGAACAUUCGGCAGCUCGGCAUCAUCGUCAGCGACUUCCAGCCCAGCAGCCAGGCCGGGCUCAACCAGAAGCUGAAUUUUAUUGUUACUGGCUUACAAGAUAUUGAUAAAUGCAGACAGCAGCUGCAUGAUAUUACUGUACCUUUAGAAGUUUUUGAAUACAUAGAUCAAGGCCGAAACCCCCAGCUCUACACCAAAGAGUGUCUGGAGAGGGCUCUAGCGAAGAAUGAACAAGUUAAGGGCAAGAUUGACACGAUGAAGAAAUUUAAGAACCUGUUGAUUCAAGAACUUUCGAAAGUUUUUCCAGAAGACAUGGCUAAGUACCGAAGCAUCCGCGGGGAGGACCACCCCCCGUCCUGACUGGCUGCCGCCCGCCACCGAGAGGCCUGCCUCGCCCUUCUCUGAAUUGCUGGGAGUGUUGCCAGGUGUGGGCCCCAGCGGAGACCCCCUGUGCUUCCUUGCCAAGGGGACCUGCCCUCGCGCCACUCCCCUUGUCACGGUUGGGCGGGACCGGGGAGGCCCUGGAGGCGGCCUGCGCCCGGCGGUGCUGCUCUGCCCCGAGGAGCGUAGACUCCGUCAUCACCCGCAGACACCCGGCGACUGCGCCUCUGGAUGCGAUUCAUGCGGUUGCUCUCCGGGGGAAACUAGGGCACAGGAAAUAGUUUAGGAAAUAUUAGCUAUGACUGGUAAAUUAAAAAGUUUAAGAAGUUUUAUCUGAUAUUUUUCUUUUCACAUACUCUUUCUGUUCCAUUUUAUUACGGCAUCAAAGAAAGCCGAAACAAAAAAAGGAAAAGUUUUAAAAACGAAGAUAAAUUGGUUUCAUGUGGGAAGUGCUUAAAUUGUUUUUGUAUUUUACAUUCCAAGUAUAGUGCAUACCCACUGCAUUAAUGUAACUAUGUUUUCCUGAAUUUCAGUUAGCACAUGUGUGUAAUAAAUUCUUUAAAUAU
Choloepus didactylus (southern two-toed sloth) is the source of this 1101-nucleotide messenger RNA. It is a transcript of the gene MED10, whose product is annotated as mediator complex subunit 10. The transcript has 4 exons. Gene Ontology annotation, molecular function: transcription coregulator activity. The coding region runs from base 107 to 514 and encodes 135 amino acids. The record is from RefSeq and is a predicted model, not a curated record. NCBI's taxonomy places the organism in Eukaryota, Metazoa, Chordata, Mammalia, Pilosa, Megalonychidae. Gene Ontology annotation, biological process: positive regulation of transcription by RNA polymerase II. Gene Ontology annotation, cellular component: mediator complex; chromatin.